AUGAGCCAACUGUCUGAAGAAACGUUAUCAAAGCAUGAAAGAGAUGAUAGUGACCCUAAGGGUUACAUCCCUGACGAACAAAGCUCCAGCACAAGAGAAGAGGAUUUCGUAAGACGAUUUGAAAGCAAUGCAGGUGUUCAACUGAUUGUUGAAUCUCUUGGAGGCCAGUAUGUUGAAAUGGGUCCUUUAGAAGAGGCUUACGAUGUUAAGAGGGUCCACACUCGCCCAGACCCUCAUACCACCUAUAAUGAAGAAGAUGAAUGGAAGUAUCCUAUCGAUGCACUGACACAAUUGAGAAUUGUGGAGUGGGUUGAGGGCGAUAAGGGAAACCCCAAAAACUUUGGCCAGGGUAGAAAGUGGCUCAUCACAAUGACCCUAGGAUUAAUUUGCUUUAUUGUUGCAUUUGGUUCUGCCGUUGUGACUGGUGAUAUGGAGGAACCUCUUGAGACCUUCAAUGUGUCCGAAGAAGUUUACAUUUUAGCCUCCAUCACUGUCUUUGUCCUCGGCUUUGGAUUUGGACCCCUUGCAUUUGCUCCUUUCUCAGAAGAGAUUGGAAGACAACCAAUUUACAUUGUGACCUUGUUUGUUGCACUUAUAUUUAUUAUUCCUUGCGCCCUUGCCGAGAACAUCGCUACUAUGCUUGUUUGUCGUUUAAUCGAUGGUAUUGCUUUCUCAGCACCAAUGUGUCUUAUCGGCGGCUCGUUGGCUGAUAUUUGGGAAGGUCACGAAAGAGGAAAAGCCAUGGCAGUCUUCUCAGCUGCUCCCUUUUUGGGUCCAUCGCUUGGUCCUCUCUUUGGUGGUCUUUUGGGUGAUUACACUUCUACAUGGAGAUGGAUCUACUGGACCUUCUUGAUUAUUGCUGGUGUGGGUUAUAUUCUUCUCCUCUUGUUGGUACCAGAAACGCACCAUCAAACCCUUCUCAAAAGAAGAGCCAAGAAGCUCCGUAAGUUAACUGGUGAUGACAGAUACAGAGCCAUUAGUGAGCUUAAGGUGAGAACUUUUAAGGAAAAGGUCAACGAGUCAUUACUUAGACCAAUGAUCUUGCUUGGCGAACUUAUCGUCUUCCUUGUCACACUUUACAUGUCCGUUGUCUACGGGUUGCUUUACAUGUUCUUCUUCGCAUACCCAGUGGUCUACAUGGAGGGUAAAGGCUGGUCCGCUACAAUGACUGGUGUUAUGUUUCUUCCAAUUGCUGGCGGUGUUGUCGUUGCAACCUUGCUUGCUCCACUCAUCAACAAGGACUACAAUAACAAAGCAAAGCCGUAUGUUGACAGAGGUGAACUUCCUCCUCCCGAGCUUCGUUUGAGACCUAUGCUUGUUGGCUGUUGGUUUAUUCCCGCUGGUCUUUUCUCCUUCGCCUGGUCCUCGUAUCCUCAUCUUUCCUGGGCCGGUCCUUGUUUCAGUGGCUUUGGUUGUGGUAUCGGUUUCCUUUCUUUGUACAACCCUGCAAACAACUACAUUGUUGACUCGUACCAGCAUUAUGCUGCCAGUGGAUUAGCCGCCAAGACAUUUGUCAGAUCGAUCUGGGGUGCCUGCGUUCCUCUUUUCACCGUUCAGAUGUACCACAAGUUAGGCUACCAAUGGGCCACCUCGUUAAUGGCCUUCAUUUCAUUAGCGUGCUGUCUUAUUCCAUACGCCUUUUACAUUUGGGGUGCCAGAGUGAGAGAGUUCUCCAAAUAUGCCUACACUCCAGAGAAGGAGAAGCAUUAA
Molecule: messenger RNA, 1710 nt
Organism: Candidozyma haemuli
Lineage: Eukaryota; Fungi; Ascomycota; Pichiomycetes; Serinales; Metschnikowiaceae
Product: MFS transporter
Exons: 1
Coding region: 1-1710 (569 amino acids)
Biological process (GO): transmembrane transport
Molecular function (GO): transmembrane transporter activity
Source: RefSeq, a predicted model, not a curated record